AGAAAUUUUAGUUCAAGCUUGCCUUGAGCUUGACAUCUCACUGGUGUUGAUGCAUCCUGAUGCUUUACCUGAUCCACAUGUGGAUAGUGGAGAACUUGAUACAAUGAUUAGCUGCUCUUCUGACAGUGAUGGAAGCAGUGAUGCAAAACCUUGUGGACAAAGUAAGAUGGCCUUGAUCCAUGGUGUCGGUUUUCCUGAUAAAGUAAGAUUUCAAUGGCCAGGUGAGGAAGUAGUUGUCAAAGAAGAUUGUUUGUUAAAUGGCCUUUAUCCAUGGUAUUAUGGCAGGCUGGGGUAUGACCCUGAACCUGUUGAUGCUGAUCUUCUUCUACCUGCCAUAAUAACUGGUUACGGGAGACCCUGCCACCUGCUUCCUAAUGGUGUGCAGCCAAUACUCAGAAAUGAUGAAAUGACCACAUUAAGAAGACUUGGCAAGUCCCCCCUUGCCUGCCAUUUUACAUUGGGUAAAAAUAGGAUACUUCAGGGAUUGGCUGCUGCUACAAUAAAGCUCUGGGGAAAAUGUGAGAUUGCCAAGAUUGCAAUCAAGAGAAGAGUACAGAACACGAACAGUGAGUUGAUGGCUGAAGAGUUAAAGUGGCUGACUGGAGGAAGUCUGCUUUCCCGGGAUAAAGACUUUAUUAUCCUCUAUAGAGGAAAGGAUUUCUUGCCGGUUGCUGUUUCCUCUGCAAUUGAAGAACGAAGAAAACAUUGUGUUCUGUGUGAGAAACAGAAAGCUGCACAAGAGCUUAAACUUGGGAGUGUACAGGUUGACUCUGGAGAUAAUAUAGAGUCCGAUUCUGAUAUUCAAUAUAAUGAUAUAGAUGAACGAAAAAUUGCAGUGUCAGAACAAAAGAAGCAAAGGUCUGCUGGGGAAGCUUUUAAGAGCAAUAGCAUAAAGUUGUCAAUGGCAUUUGAAAGGAAAGCAAAGGCAGAGAGGCUUUUAGCUGAGCUGGAGAAAAAGGAAAUCUCACAACCUGAAUUAGAUAAGGAGGGUACAACUGAAGAAGAAAGAAAUAUGCUAAGAAAGGUUGGCUUAAGAAUGCCAGCUUUCCUACUAAUGGGUGAACGAGGGGUUUUUGAUGGAACAGUUGAAAACAUGCAUCUCCACUGGAAAUUUAGGGAAGUUGUGAAGAUAAUAUUGAAGCAGCAAAGUAUUAAUGCUGUUCAUCAAGAAGCAAGAACCUUAGAAGCAGAAAGUAGUGGUUUUUUAGUGGCAGUUGAGAGAGCAAGGGUCAUUCUAUGUAUCAGGAAAAAAUUAUCAAGGCCUGCAUCUUUGGGGCCUAAGACGCUGCUGACUAAAAGACAAGCAUUGAGACGUUCUGUAGAAGCUCAGCGUCCUGAGUCUUUGAAGUUACAAGUUCAGGAACUAACCAGAAACGUAAACAAUUUGAGAAAUCAGUUGGUUAAAGACAAGGAAGCAAAUACCAUGCAACCAGUUGAUAAAUCAAGAUUACCGCUAUUUCAAGAUUGGAUGGAUAAUAUGCAGUCUGCUAAUGUAAGAUCAGAUUUUGAACUCAAAUUCAGUGAUAACUCCCAAUCUGUAAUUCCUAUUCCAUAUGAAGUGAAUGUAGAGGUAGGAUGCAUUUUGGUCUUGGAAAAGGGUCUUUCACCCGUCUCAUCUGGAUCUCAGCAAGAAGUAAAUAGUACUUCUGCUGUUUUCAAUGCGAAGUAUUGUUUAUCUACCUCGUCUGGAUCUCAGCAAGAAGGAAUUGGCAGUACGUUUGUUAAUGCUGAGAACUGUUCAUCAGUUACUGAGCCAAUAGAGUCAUCACUUAAAUCAGGCAUAAAUCGAUCAGAAUUAUCAGUUCUGGCUAUUUCUGAAAAUGGGUGGAAUGAGAUGCCUUCUAGAGUUGUAAACCUUUCCAAUAGCGAUAGGCUUCUGCUACGGAAGCAGGCUCUAAAAUUAAGAAAUGCCCAGCGCUUGCUGUUGGGGAAAAGCAACAUUGUCAUUGGUGUUGCAAAAGCCAUAAAAGAACACUGUUGAAAGCAUCCUCUUGCUAUAGUAAACGUCAAAGGCAGAGCCAAAGGGACUUCAGUCCAGGAAGUGGUAGCCAGGCUGCAGGAAGCAAGAGGUGCAGUUUUAGUUUCUCGGGAGCCUAGUAGAGUCGUAUUGUAUAGAGGCUGGGGUGCAGAAGGUAAACCUAGCCGCGGGAGUAAGAAGAAUGCUAGAGAUAAGAAAUCAAUUAGCAGAAAGGUUGACCUACCUGUUUUGUCUCCAGAGCUUCUUGCAGCUAUCAGACUUGAAUGUGGAUUGCAAGAUCAGCAAGAGCAUGAAGCUACUUCAGAGGCUGGACUAUAAACUUGC
This is a messenger RNA of Mangifera indica (mango), 2302 nucleotides long. Its product is annotated as CRM-domain containing factor CFM2, chloroplastic. Gene Ontology annotation, molecular function: mRNA binding. The record is from RefSeq and is a predicted model, not a curated record. Lineage: Eukaryota; Viridiplantae; Streptophyta; Magnoliopsida; Sapindales; Anacardiaceae. Gene Ontology annotation, biological process: RNA splicing, via transesterification reactions.